Messenger RNA from Argentina anserina (silverweed cinquefoil), 1252 nucleotides. RefSeq lists its product as uncharacterized. The record is from RefSeq and is a predicted model, not a curated record. Bases 181 to 912 code for a protein of 243 amino acids. The transcript has 3 exons. NCBI's taxonomy places the organism in Eukaryota, Viridiplantae, Streptophyta, Magnoliopsida, Rosales, Rosaceae.
CGCCUCUCCUCUCGCAGAUUAAGCCUUUCUCUCUCUAAAAAACCAGAGAGAGAGAGAGAAACCAGAAGAAGAAGACGAGCUGCGUUAGGGUUUUCGAUAUCAGAUUAGUAGGUAGAGAUUGUUUGAUGUAAACCACAGGUGGUGGUUUGUUUUGGCAGAAGAAGAAGAAGACGACGAGCAAUGGCAACCGCUCCGGUGAAGCCGCCGCUGCACAACUUCCCGCUAUCGUUUUUGAAAUGGGGGAGCAAGAACCACACCAACACCAACCACCGCUACCGCCGCCCCAUCUCCGCCGAGCCUGACCCCGACCCGUCUGCCGCCGACGACGACCACCACAGCAACGACUCCUCCGAGCCGCACAACCACCGCGUCGGAUCCCGCACCGCGCGCCACCGCUUCAACCUCGCCACCUGCUCCUCCGAGAAGCCUCCCAAGCCGCCGCAGAAUCCCGAGAAAGCGAGCGAGGAGAGCGACGACGACGACGAGGACCGUAAGGCCGCCGCCGCCCUGGAGGAGGCUGAGGUUCAGAACCGGUGGAAUCUGAGGCCGAGGCGAGCGCCGGCGAUGAUGACGUCGAAGGGGAAUACGAACGGCGGCGAGGUGCAUGAGGCGGAGGGGGCGAAGCAGAGCGAUCAGCUGGCGCCGAAGUCGUUGAGGCUGAGGGGCUUGGCGGCCGCGGCGGAAGGACCGAGCACGGAGAAGAAGAAGGAGAAGAGGAGGUUCUGGAUCGCUUUGUCUAAGGAUGAAAUUGAAGAGGACAUAUUCAUCAUGACCGGGUCACGACCCGCCCGGCGGCCCAAGAAGCGCCCGAAGAACGUCCAGAAGCAACUCGAUAACUGUUUUCCGGGAUUAUGGCUGGUGGGGUUUAGUGCUGAUGCUUAUCGAGGCUCCGAAUCUCCGACUAAGAAGUAGAAGAUUGUGUGUGCUUAUUUGAAAGCUGGCGAGCGAAAAGUUGUGGUGUGUAAACCUCGAUUUCGAGGUAUAAUGUGCUGAACUUUACGAUAGAGCAAGUGGCGUUACCUAUAGUAGUUAAAAGAAGGUAUAUUAGGGAGAAAAGGUAUCUAAUUUCGUUGUUUUUGGUUGUUAUAUGGGUCUGGUUUUGUAUUGCUCAUAGGAGCAGGAUGCAGGGCUGCUUUAGUUGCUUUGCGUUCAAGUAGUUCUAGUAUGUAAAAAAUGGGCGACUUAUAUAUAUAUGUAAAUGAUAGAGUCUAUUUCAGUCCUUUUCCUUUUUAAUGGUAUCAGGCUUGUGGGA